Papaver somniferum (opium poppy) is the source of this 1008-nucleotide messenger RNA. Its product is annotated as fasciclin-like arabinogalactan protein 13. The record is from RefSeq and is a predicted model, not a curated record. The coding region runs from base 93 to 830 and encodes 245 amino acids. NCBI's taxonomy places the organism in Eukaryota, Viridiplantae, Streptophyta, Magnoliopsida, Ranunculales, Papaveraceae. The transcript has a single exon.
CACUUCAUCCCUCUCCACAAAAUAUAAACACUCACUACAUACCACACUUCUACCACCACUUCUAGUUAGUUUCUCUCCACCACCAUUUUUCCAUGGCUUCUCAUUAUCUUCUAGUUCUUGCUUUAGUUUCAUCAUGUCUUUUAAUUUCUGUUCAUGCUCAAAAAGACGCUGCCCCAGCACCCAAAGGAGCCGGUCCGAUCAAUCUCACUGGAAUCCUUGACAAAGCUGGUCAAUACACAACGUUUAUCCGUCUGUUGACAUCGACACAGGUAAGUAGCCAAAUCACUAAUCAACUCAAUUCAUCGGAUCAGGGAAUGACCGUGUUUGCUCCAACUGAUAACGCUUUUAAUAACUUGAAACCCGGUACUCUAAACGGUUUAUCAACACAAGAGCAAGUUGAGCUUGUUUUAUCCCACGUCUUGCCUAAAUAUUACAGCUUGGUGAUGUUUGAAACUGCUAGCAACCCUGUUAGAACUCAAGCAACUGGUCAAGGUGGUGGUGCGUUUGGAUUAAAUUUCACUACCUCCGCAAACCAAGUUAAUGUUUCAUCUGGUAUGGUCGAUGUUAUCCUUAACAAUGCUCUACGACAAGAAUUCCCCUUGUCGGUUUAUCAAGUUGAUAAGGUUUUGUUACCAUUGGAUUUAUUUGGAGCUAAACCACCAGCAUCCCCACCACCACCACCUUCUCCAACUGAUGCCAAGAAACCAAAAUCAUCUACCAGUGGACCUGCAGCUUCUGCCGAUGGAGACGACAAACCAUCUUCAGCUGUGAGGAAUAUGGGCAUGGGUUUGGUUGCUGGAGUUGCGGCAAUGUUCAUGGGCUUUUUUUGAUUACAAAAUGAUUAAUGUGUGAUGAUGCAAUAGCAUUUGGCAAUACUACAUUUCACUGUAUUAAAGUCAUAAUGUUGUUUUUCUGAGAAUUAAAAUUAUUUUCGCAUCGUUUAAAUAAUUUCAUUCUUUUGAUCUCUGUAUGUGGAUGAUGAUUAUAAUUUCAUGAAUGGUUUUUCUA